AUGGAAAGUCAAGAUUCCGGAGGUGGUGGAAUGGUGGAUGAAGAUAUGAUUGUGCUUCGAUUGCGAAUAAAGGAACUUGAAAUGAUGGAAAAGGGUGAAGAGGUUUGUGUACCUUCAAAUUGGUUUGAGUGGGAGAAGAAACAUAUCAUACAAUUUCAAGGUGGUGUGCAUGGAGCAAUUGGUUUCUUGCAACUUGUUCUAAUGAAUUCUAGACCAAGUUUAGCCCUAGGAAUCAUGGCUUAUGGUAUAUUAAGUGUUUUAUUCUCAAAUGGUCUAUUAACGGCCCAUAUCAUAGAAAUGAUAAACGAAAUUACAGCUAAAAUUUCUCCAUUUUAA
Molecule: messenger RNA, 336 nt
Organism: Chenopodium quinoa (quinoa)
Lineage: Eukaryota; Viridiplantae; Streptophyta; Magnoliopsida; Caryophyllales; Amaranthaceae
Exons: 1
Coding region: 1-336 (111 amino acids)
Source: RefSeq, a predicted model, not a curated record